Callorhinchus milii (elephant shark) is the source of this 2941-nucleotide messenger RNA. Its product is annotated as zinc finger protein 420-like. The record is from RefSeq and is a predicted model, not a curated record. Gene Ontology annotation, biological process: regulation of transcription by RNA polymerase II. Lineage: Eukaryota; Metazoa; Chordata; Chondrichthyes; Chimaeriformes; Callorhinchidae. Gene Ontology annotation, molecular function: DNA-binding transcription factor activity; RNA polymerase II cis-regulatory region sequence-specific DNA binding.
UUCCGCGACGCAGUGGAGGCGAUGUGAAAGCUCAACGGUGAAAGAUUAUACAACAGAGAAUUAAACCACGACUGCAAGGCGCAAUAAUGGCAGCGACCAAAGUCCCAUACUUUAAUUAGACAAUAAUGUGGCAACAGAGAGUGAAGAAGUGGUCAGCGAUCUUAUCCCUGGGAGAGAGAGCAGUAUUUUUUUUGGUCAGCACCUAAAGUGGAUGAUUCUGAGUAUCACCAUCGCCCUCAUUGUAACAUUCUGUUUACUCGUGCUGAGUUCAUUCAGAAACACAGCAGAAGAUAUCGCAAGUUCCAUCGAGACACACGGCAACACAAUCAGCUUGUAGCAUAAAUGUUUCUUCAGAGCAGAGAGAGUUUCUGGGAUCCAUCACAUAUACUGUUUGAGAAAAGGGGUUUUUGCAAAAUCUCAGCACAGUACCAGUGAUCUAUAUCAGGAGGGAUACCAUAUAUAUGUGCCAAAUGUCAAGAGUCUCACAAUGUUGGGGCACCUGAAGAAACAUCAGCAAUCACACACAGGAGAGAGACCAUAUAAAUGUGUUGAAUGUGGAAAGAGUUUCACAACAUCAGGGUACCUCAAGGUACACCAGCGAUCGCACACAGGAGAGAGACCGUAUAAAUGUGCCGAAUGUGGAAAGAGUUUCACAACGUCAGGGGACCUCCAGAGACACCAGCGAUCGCAUACAGGGGAGAGACCUUAUAAAUGUACUGAAUGUGGAAAGAGUUUCACACAGUCAGGGGAGCUCAAAGUUCACCAGCGCUCACACACUGGAGAGAGACCGUAUAAAUGUAUUGAAUGUGGAAAGAGUUUCACACGUUCAGGGCAUCUCCAGAUUCACCACCGAUCGCACACAGGAGAGAGACCAUAUAGAUGUGUCGAAUGUGGAAAAAGUUUCACUACAUCAUGGGAACUCAAGGUUCACCAGCGAUCACACACAGGAGAGAUACCGUAUCAAUGUGCUGAAUGUGGAAAAAGCUUCAAAACGUGCGGGGAGCUCCAGGUUCACCAGCGAUCGCACACAGGAGAGAGACCGUAUAAAUGUGCUGAAUGUGGAAAGAGUUUCACAUCUUCAGGGGUGCUCCAGAGACACCAACGAUCACAUACAGGAGAGAGACCGUACAAAUGUGCCGAUUGUGGAAAGAGAUUCACAACAUCGGGUGUGCUCCAGAGACACCAGCGAUCACACACAGGAGAAAGACCAUAUAAAUGUGCUGAAUGUGGUAAGUGUUUCACAACAUCAGGGUAUCUCCAAGGUCAUCAGCGAUUACACACAGGAGAGAGACCGUAUAAAUGUGCCGAAUGUGGAAAGAGUUUCACAUACUCGGGGAACUUCCAGAGACACCAACGAUCACAUACAGGAGAGAGACCAUAUAAAUGUGCCGAUUGUGGAAUAAGUUUUACACAGUCAGGGCACCUCCACGUUCACCAGCGAUCGCACACAGGAGAGAGACCGUAUAAAUGUGCCGAAUGCGGAAAAAGUUUUACACGCUCAGGGCAUCUCAAGAUUCACGUGCGAUCACACACUGGAGAGAGACCGUAUAAAUGUGUUGAAUGUGGGAAGAGUUUCACAACAUCAGGGGACCUCCAGGUACACCACCGAUCGCACACAGGGGAGCGACCGUACCAAUGUGUCGAAUGCGGAAAGAGUUUCACAACAUCAUGGGAACGCCAAAUUCACCAGCGAUCACACACAGGAGAGAAACCGUACCAAUGUGUCGAAUGUGGUAAGAGUUUCACAACAUCAGGGGAGCUCAAGGUACACCAACGAUCACAUACAGGAGAGAGACCGUACAAAUGUUUUGAAUGUGGAAAGAGUUUCACAUCUUCAGGGGUCUUCCUGAGACACCAGCGAUCACACACAGGAGAGAGACCAUAUAAAUGUGCUGAAUGUGGAAAAAGCUUUACAACUUCGGGGUAUCUCCACGUUCACCAGAGAUCACACACAGGAGAAAAACCGUAUAAAUGUGCUGAAUGUGGAAAGAGUUUCACCACGUCAGGUUAUCUCCACGUUCACCAGCGAUCGCACACGGGAGAGAGACCGUAUCAAUGUGCUGAAUGUGGAAAGAGUUUUAGAUAUUCGGGGAACCUCCAGAGACACCAGCGAACUCACACAGGAGAGAGACCAUAUAAAGGUUCCCAAUGUGGGAAAGCUUUCCAUGAGCUGGUACUGUUCAAACCCCACCUGAGAAGGUGCUUCGAGAAGUGAAGCAAACAAUAGUAAUAUUUUGUUAUCUAAGUACAGCUAUCUGCUUGAUCCAACACCAGUGACUCACAAUUAAGACACCAGUGCGACAGUUUGUCCCCUUGUCUCCUGUGCUGGGGUACCACCAUCUCCUGCAGUACCUCACUCGCACAUGGCUGUUGUGCAUAUGUGAGGCUUUCCCUAGGAUGUGUGUCUGCUGGAGAGUAUAGCAGAAUUGCACAGUGAGAAAUGAGAGUCUGUGAAGAAGAUAAUUUUACACUUCCAUAAUUUUCUCCUGGUGUCAGGGCCAGAUUAAGGGAUCUGGGGGCCCUAAGCAAAACGUGAGCCCCUUUGAACAAUGCCCUCAAAUACCUUUUUGAAAUAUUUUCCAGUGUAACUUCAUAGUUGCAAACAUGUCAACCACAUGAUCAAAACUUAGUGUAGGUGUCAAAUUGUGCUCAAUAGACAUAAUUGUGAGUGCAUUCAAUCUAUUCUGGAUUAUUGUAGAUCUGAGCGCGUUAUUGAUGACUCACCUUUGUGAUUGAGCAUUCACUUUCACAAACCCUUACUGAUUUUGUUAAUAUAUAACAUAUACAGGUAUAAAUAUAGAUAGCACAGAAGAAACAAUGAGAUGCGGAUUCACCGAAGCCUCACAGUGAACUGUGUGCUGCUCAAAGGAUAGGUAAUUGAUGUAACUGAUUUAUAAGUCACUGGUUAGGCUUUAGCUAGAGUACUGUGUUCAGUUUUGGG